AUGAAGUCUGCUCUCCUGUACCUACUCGCUCCCUUGACGGCAUUGGCCGCUCCCGCCGAGCUCGCCCAACGACAGGCCACCGACAGCAUCGACGAGCUGAUCAAGGCCAAGGGAAAGCUAUACUAUGGAACUUGCGCCGACCAGAACCGUCUGUCAACUGGGAAGUCCGCCGAUAUCAUUAAGGCGGACUUCGGCCAGGUGACUCCCGAGAACAGCAUGAAGUGGGAUGCUACCGAGUCCUCCGAAGGAAACUUCAACUUCGCCGGAGCUGAUUACCUGGUUGACUGGGCUACGACGAACAACAAGACGAUCCGUGGACACACUCUCUGCUGGCACUCCCAGCUUCCCGGAUGGGUCUCUAAUAUCAGGGACAAGACGAAGCUAACCUCGGUUCUCGAGAACCACGUCACUACCCUAGUGACCCGGUACAAGGGCAAGAUCUACGCAUGGGACGUCGUAAACGAAAUAUUCAACGAAGAUGGCUCUUUGCGCCAGUCUGUCUUCUCCCAGGUCCUAGGCGAGGACUUCGUCCGCAUUGCCUUCGAAGCCGCCCGCAAGGCCGACCCUGAUGCCAAGCUGUACAUUAACGACUACAACCUCGACCAGCCGAACUAUGCCAAACUCACCACGGGCAUGGUCGCCCACGUCAAGAAGUGGAUCGAGGCCGGCGUUCCCAUCGACGGCAUCGGGUCGCAAGCGCACUUGACGAGCGGCCUCGCCGCCCAAGCCGCCGCUUCCAUCAAAGCCCUAGCCGCCACCGGCGUCAGCGAGGUUGCCUUCACCGAAGUAGACAUCCAGACCGCUCCCGCCAACGACUACGCCCAAGUCACCACGGCCUGUCUCGACGAGCCUAAAUGUGUCGGUAUUACUGUCUGGGGUGUCCGGGAUCCCGACUCCUGGAGAGCUAGCACCAACCCAUUAUUGUUCGAUGGUAGCUUCAACCCCAAGCCCGCGUACACGGCGGUCGUGAACGCUCUGAAAUAA
Molecule: messenger RNA, 984 nt
Organism: Annulohypoxylon truncatum
Lineage: Eukaryota; Fungi; Ascomycota; Sordariomycetes; Xylariales; Hypoxylaceae
Product: family 10 xylanase
Exons: 4
Coding region: 1-984 (327 amino acids)
Biological process (GO): carbohydrate metabolic process
Molecular function (GO): hydrolase activity, hydrolyzing O-glycosyl compounds
Source: RefSeq, a predicted model, not a curated record